Molecule: messenger RNA, 1070 nt
Organism: Ctenocephalides felis (cat flea)
Lineage: Eukaryota; Metazoa; Arthropoda; Insecta; Siphonaptera; Pulicidae
Product: aldose reductase-like
Exons: 7
Coding region: 72-1028 (318 amino acids)
Cellular component (GO): cytosol
Molecular function (GO): aldose reductase (NADPH) activity
Source: RefSeq, a predicted model, not a curated record
GCAAAUAACCAAGAUUCUAGUACAAUCACUACAGGAAUAUUUGUGAGCUGUAAUUAUAUCUGUUGAACAUCAUGAGUUUGAAACCAAAAGAAUUUGUAACGUUUAACAAUGGAAAUCAAUUUCCUGUUCUUGGAUUGGGAACCUGGAAGUCAGAGCCAGGAAAAGUAGAUCGAGCUGUCAGAGAUGCGAUUGACCUCGGAUAUAGGCACAUUGAUUGUGCUCAUGUUUAUGGCAAUGAAAAAGAAGUUGGCUCAGCUAUCAAAAGCAAAAUUGAGGAAGGCGUAGUCAAAAGAGAGGAUCUUUAUAUAACGAGCAAACUAUGGAAUACUUUCCACAGACCAGACUUAGUCAAAGGCGCUUUACAAACUACACUCGACAAUCUUGGCUUAAAAUAUUUAGACUUGUAUUUGAUCCAUUGGCCUAUGGCUUACAAAGAAGAAGAAGAUUUGUUUCCAACUGUUAACGGUCAAAUUCAGUUUUCUGAUGUUGAUUAUUUAGAUACUUGGACAGCAAUGGAAGCUUUAUAUAAUGAUGGAUUGGUGAAAAACAUUGGGGUCUCUAACUUCAAUUCAAAGCAAUUGCAAAGACUUCUUGAUCACUGCAAAAUCAAACCAGUUACUAACCAGGUUGAGUUGCACCCUUACUUGAAUCAAAGCCGGCUAAGACAAUUCUGUCAAGCACGUGGAAUUCAAAUAACAUCAUAUAGUCCACUGGGCUCUCCUGAUAGACCUUGGGCGAAACCGGAAGACAAAAAGGUUCUUGAUGAUCAAUGGCUCAACGAAAGGGCUAAAGCUUUAGGAAAAACUCCAGCCCAAUUAACAUUGAGAUGGAAUUUACAAUUAGGCAAUAUUGUAAUACCAAAAUCAGUUACAAAAUCUCGAAUUGCUGAAAACUUCAAUAUCUUUGAUUUUGAAUUAUCGGAAGAUGACAUGGAAUGCUUUAGUAAGCUUGAUGAAAACUAUAGAACUGUUCCAAUGACAGGAGCACUUGGACAUAAACACCAUCCAUUUGAGAACGAAGAAUUUUAAACUUCUGUUGAUCAAAAUAAAUAACAAACAUAAAAUACCUGA